AUGGCACUGGAAGCGAAAUCCUCCCUGCAGCGGGUCGUUUCAAGACCUGAAGUUAAGAAAUUUCCAUUCUUUCAUCCGUUUUCGAGAAGAUUACAUAUCUGUUUGCUUUGUAUGGCCGGUUUCUGUUGUACAACAUUCAUGAGAAUGCACAUUGCAAUCACCAUGACCUGUAUGAUCAAUUCAACUGCAUUGGUUUAUGAAAGUGAAUCAGCGAUCGUUGACAACUCAUCGUCUAUUUUUGAAGAGGUUGAAUUGGUUUCCAAUGGAGCGUGCUCUGCAAAUAAUGACAAUCAUAAGAAGGUGGUGGUGGAUUAUGGAGGUCAACUGGUGUGGAACAGCCAAGAACAGAAUCUAAUCUUCUCCGGAACAUUCUGGGGAUCCAUCAUCACUGUGCUCCCAUCAAUGUUCUUCAUCAACCGCUAUUCUCCAAGAUAUGUUCUGCAAGCGGCAGUUGGUUGUUACAUUCUGAUGACAGCCAUCACACCAUACAUUGCCACUCAUUUUGGACCAUAUCCAGUAUUCAUUUCAAGAGUUAUCAUGGGAUUGGGAGAGGGUUUCAUCCUACCAGCCAACAAUGCAAUUCUAGCCAAUUGGUUCCCAAGUGCCGAGAGAAGUACAGCCAUAUCUCUUUUUACAACUGGAAACCAGAUGGCUGGAGCAGGUGGAAAUCCAGUGGCCGCGUCGUUAUGUGCUUCUUCAUUUGGGUGGCCUUCAAUCUUUUACUUUGCUAGCAUUGUAUCCACAAUAUGGUCAGUCUGCUGGUUCCUUACUGCUUCCAAUCAGCCAUCAAAAUGCAAAGUCAUGACAAAAACAGAGAAGGAGUAUCUAGAAGCAAAUGUUGUCCGGAGAUCUAACAAGACUAAUCGCUCCUUGGUUGUUCCAUACUCCAAAAUCUUGAAAUCUCCGGCUUUCCUUGCCCAACUUUUAUGCCAGUUUGUGAUUAACUCAAUUGUGACACUUCUCCAAAUCUAUCUUCCAAACUAUUUCAAGAAUGUUCUCCAUUUGGGAGUUAUUGCGAACGGAACUUACACAUCUGUCCCGAAUAUUGUGAAUUUUGCACUGAAAAUUGUUUGGGGAAUUGCUAUUGAUAAAGCAAAGGAGAAAAAGAAAAUCAGUGGAACGUUUGCUGUGAAACUGUCACAGUCUAUUGCCAAUUUCGGUGGUGCCAUUUUCAUGAUUCUCAUAACAUUCUACGUGGAUUGUACCAAUCCUCAACUCGGAUUUUUCUUUUUCUGUAUGAUGUAUUGCUGCAUGGGAACACUUGUCUCUGGAUUCUACACAUCGCUCCUCUCCCUGGCUCCUAAAUACACUGCCACCAUGUCUUCGAUAUCUGUUUUUUGUGCUAUGCUGGGCAGAUUAUCCACUCCUGCUAUUGUUGGAUUAAUCAAGAAAAAUAACACUCUUUCCGAAUGGCAGUCGUUGUUCUUGGUUUGUGCAGGUGCAAAUAUUGUUUGUGGAGCAGUGUUUUUGAUUUUUGGAUCAGGAGAACUUCAAGAAUGGGGCGAAGAAGACCAGGAGAAGGAGAUGAAGCCGUUCGGCGAGAAGACUCCGCUGGCAAGCAUUCAGAAUCUUCCAGCCGAUUCUGAAGACGUUGACGUCUUCCAGUCAGCGUUGGAUAUUGACAUUCCUCAGAUUCAACUCAACGAAAUCACGCUAACCACAGAAGAACGACAGCGAUUCCAGAGAAGAAUCCGCGAAGAUUCCAUGUGUUUGUAG
This is a messenger RNA of Caenorhabditis briggsae, 1716 nucleotides long. The record is from RefSeq and is a predicted model, not a curated record. The transcript has 13 exons. Lineage: Eukaryota; Metazoa; Nematoda; Chromadorea; Rhabditida; Rhabditidae. Gene Ontology annotation, molecular function: transmembrane transporter activity. The coding region runs from base 1 to 1716 and encodes 571 amino acids. Gene Ontology annotation, biological process: transmembrane transport; monoatomic anion transport.